CAAUAGAUAAGGUUUUCCUCUCGUUCAUCUUACCCUUCACCGGGACUGCAGCAGAAGAAACUCUUCCAUUCAAUCCAUGAGUUCAUCCUCCUUCAUAUCUUAACAUUCCAAAAUCAUCUUCUUUACCUGUCUUUCACUCGUCACCUGCAAAUGGGUUCCAAUGUUCUCCCUCAGGCGGUGUUUAUGGUUCCAAGGAACCCUACUCAAUGGGCUCCCAAGAAGUUAGCGUCUUCUGCUUUUCUUCGAGCUGGGCAGUUCAAUUCACCUGCAAUUCGCCUGUCCAGGAAUUCAUCCUGUUCUUUCCGCACUGCCAAUUUGAAGCGUUUUGUUGUCAGAGCUGAAGCGGAGGAGGGAGCGGCUGAGGAACCUGCUCCAGAACCCGAAGCCGGAGUUGAAACCGAGUCGGAGGCUGAAGCGGAAGUUGCAACUGAGGAAAAGCCUCCUAGGAAGCCUCGUAUUAAGCUCGGAGAGAUAAUGGGGAUAUUGAACAAGAGAGCAAUUGAAGCAUCUGAUGAGCAAAGGCCUACACCAGAUCUUAGGCCCGGCGAUAUUGUAGAGAUCAAGCUGGAAGUCCCAGAAAAUAGGAGGAGAUUGUCUGUGUAUAAAGGUAUAAUUAUCUCGAAGCAAAAUGCUGGUAUUCACACCACUAUUCGGAUUCGGAGGAUUAUUGCUGGCAUUGGAGUUGAAAUCGUAUUCCCUGUAUAUUCACCAAAUGUCAAAGAGAUCAGAGUAGUGAGCCACCGGAAAGUGAGGAGGGCAAAAUUGUACUAUUUGCGGGAUAAACUUCCCAGGCUUUCUACUUUCAAAUGAAGUCUUCAGUAGAGUUGUGCUUCCUUCAUUCAUGAUGUUUUGGAUUUCAGUGUGUGCUUUUUAACACUCUUCUUCUUUUCCCAUUUGCAUGUUUCUCUAAAUCUGUAAAUUUUUAUACUCUGUUGUUAGGUGGUUAUAACAUGAUCAUUGAAUCUUGAUUACCAACUUCAUGUGCUGGUUUGCUACAUGGCUUUGCUAUGAGUAUUUUAAGUUAUCUAGA
This is a messenger RNA of Ipomoea triloba (trilobed morning glory), 1030 nucleotides long. RefSeq names its product 50S ribosomal protein L19-1, chloroplastic-like. The record is from RefSeq and is a predicted model, not a curated record. The transcript has 5 exons. Gene Ontology annotation, molecular function: structural constituent of ribosome. Gene Ontology annotation, cellular component: ribosome. Gene Ontology annotation, biological process: translation. The coding region runs from base 151 to 810 and encodes 219 amino acids. NCBI's taxonomy places the organism in Eukaryota, Viridiplantae, Streptophyta, Magnoliopsida, Solanales, Convolvulaceae.